UUAAAUGUUGGGCGGGAGAUCAAGACUAUGCUGCCUUCCUGUGCUAUUGAAGUUAUUCUAAACACGAGUUUCUGACACAUCCCUUGCCCACGAAUCUCUCCAGGAGCUUCGGAGAUUUUGAUAACCGAGUUGUUACUAAACUACUUUUUUCGUCAUAGAAGAAAGGGGCGGAUCCAUGGUUGAUGCAGGAAUAUGGUGACCAAACGGAUUAGGUCAGAAUAUAUGAAGAAAUUUAAGGAUCCGAAAUGGGAAACGUACGCGAAGUGUUAUGAGGACUUGUUGAGCUACAGACUGUCGAGGCGAAUGUUGGAGCAAACACACAACCCGUGGUUUUGGGAUGAACGUGGAAGCGACACAGAGUCCAGCGGCAAAUGUACACCUCCUCAGGAGGGAUCUCCAGAUUACAGACUGCAGAAGGAGGGAAAGACACCAACAGCAAAGAAGACAGCAGAGAUAGUGCACGAAGAGCAUGGAGCAGAAGAGGUGAAAGAACCUGAUACGAGGAGGAUUAUAGGCCACUGUCUUCCCUGUACAUGUUAUCAGGCAGAACAAGUAACAGAUGAUGUCAAACCUCAGGAAAAGGAGGAAGUGACAACAGGGGAGAGUGCUGGGCCUGUCAUUCCACCAGAAACAUACCCCUGUGUUCAGAGCAAUACCAAAAGUAAACCAAGGCAUUCACACAGAACAACCCGAACUAAAGUCAAGCAUCACAUCAAAGACACUGACAAAGAAAGCAGGCAUCCUUUUGCUAUGUAUGGCUCAGGAGAGAAACAGGCAGAUAUGGCCUCAAAAAGAACGCACAAUGUUGGUCCAGCAGCAUCAACCAAGGAGAUCCAUGAGUCAGCACUACGAGCAAAAAACAGACGAGAGGUUGAGAAACAGAUGAAGAAGAGAAUGGACAAGCGAAGAGCAAAAUCAGUUGACUUGGAAAAGAUUAACAAAAGCAAGCUUGUCUCUGAUUAUAACCCUUGGAUGACUGAGUACAUGCGCUGCUUUUCUGCUCGGUCACAGUAAAUCUCGGAGACUGCCAGUAACAUUCCUUCUAGUCACAGGCAGAGAUGUGCAUCUAGCUUGCCUGUCUUCCUAAAUGGAUUGCUGUCAUGAAAAAUUAAAUGACAAAAUUAAA
Molecule: messenger RNA, 1126 nt
Organism: Neoarius graeffei (lesser salmon catfish)
Lineage: Eukaryota; Metazoa; Chordata; Actinopteri; Siluriformes; Ariidae
Gene: ccsapb
Product: centriole, cilia and spindle-associated protein b
Exons: 5
Coding region: 193-1014 (273 amino acids)
Biological process (GO): regulation of mitotic spindle assembly
Cellular component (GO): cytoskeleton; ciliary basal body; centriole
Molecular function (GO): microtubule binding
Source: RefSeq, a predicted model, not a curated record